GCGAACGGCACGGUUCUCGAUCGUACAUUGUGUGGAUUUUCUUCCUUUUCCUUUUUCCUUAUUACGUCGAAGACAUCCUCUUCGGAACGCGAAUACGUGCUCGCGAAGAUACGCCUGAAUUCCUCAUCGAGGAGUCUCGCAUGUCGCUCUUCAUCAUCGUAAUUCAAUCCCAGUUUCGUGAUCGAUUGGGUUACGGCAGAAAAGGACGAUCAAAUUCGCGCCGCGAAUGGUAUUGUGACGCGUGAUAAUAAUGCUAUGAUCAGCAAAGGAGAAACGAUCAGCAUGAGAUGUUUCGAGAGCUUCUUCAAGCACACCUGGCGACCACAGCAGGUGCGUCAGAUGGAUUCGCCGUCAAAAUUCGAGCUAGCGACGAAGACAGCGGAGGUGCACCGGCACGCUGCCGGUGAAACCACGGAGAUGGGCGAGGUGAAGGUGACCGCGCCGAGCAGUAACAUCGCGACGUCGAUGGCGCACUCCAGUGGUAGCAACGGGAUGCCCUGCAAGAACGGCGGCUGCAAGAUCUGGAGGAACAGCCGAAUCGAAGGUAGCGAGCCACGCACUCCAGAGAGUCCAUGGCACUCGCUCAAAACCAUCUUCCUGGUCUCCGUGAUCGUGGCGUUCCUCCUCUGGAUCAUCAUCUACACCCUGCUGGACCAGUAUCGGAUCUUGUGAU
This is a messenger RNA of Trachymyrmex septentrionalis, 673 nucleotides long. RefSeq lists its product as uncharacterized. The record is from RefSeq and is a predicted model, not a curated record. The transcript has 2 exons. Lineage: Eukaryota; Metazoa; Arthropoda; Insecta; Hymenoptera; Formicidae. The coding region runs from base 256 to 672 and encodes 138 amino acids.